Molecule: messenger RNA, 534 nt
Organism: Fragaria vesca subsp. vesca
Lineage: Eukaryota; Viridiplantae; Streptophyta; Magnoliopsida; Rosales; Rosaceae
Product: probable RNA-binding protein EIF1AD-like
Exons: 4
Coding region: 1-534 (177 amino acids)
Biological process (GO): translational initiation
Cellular component (GO): nucleus
Molecular function (GO): translation initiation factor activity; RNA binding
Source: RefSeq, a predicted model, not a curated record
AUGAAAGGAGGAAGGAAGAAUCUGAAGAGGGCCGUGGAGGAGCAGAGCUUGACACUCAGCGAUGGCCAUUCUAUAAUGCAAGUGCUUUCUCUACGUGGUUCCAAUCUCAUUGAGGUAAUGGAUGCAAAAGGAGAGAAAUAUUUGGCGUUGUUUCCGGCUAAGUUUUCGAAGAGCAUGUGGAUAAAACAAGGUUUCUUUGUUGUGGUUGAUGCAAGUGAGAAGGACAAGGUUAUUGAAUCAGGCGGUAAAGUGGCUUGUAUUGUUUCUCAAGUUCUGUUUUUCGAACAAGUUCGUGCACUUCGGAAAUCACCAGAAUGGCCUGAAAUCUUCAAAUCCACGGUCUCAGAAGAACCAUGUGGAAGUCUGAAGGGACACACCUCCAAGCAAGAAGGGAAUGCGAAUGACAAUGAGGAUGACUCUAGUGAUGAUGAUGGACUUCCUCCAUUAGAAGCCAACAUGAACAGGAUGAGACCGGCUGAAUGGCAAUCAGAGGAAGAAUCGGAUUCAGAUACAGAUUCAGGAACUGAUUCUUGA